GAAUUAAUUUAUUCCGUGCGCCAAUUUUUCUCAACAACUGGUAUCAGAGCUAGGCGCUGCUAAUAUUCACAUGAACAAUGGAGGUGAACCAGAGCAAAAUGAUCACGCUGAAUAGUUCAAACUAUCAGCUGUGGAAGGGGAAAAUGGAAGACCUUCUUUAUGUGAAGGAAUUUCAUGAGCCUGUCUUUUCAGAGCAAAAGCUAGACAGCAUGAAGGAUGAAGAAUGGAGGCUACUUCAUAGGUACAAAGAUGGCACAUCCACAGCAGACCAUGUUAAUGAUUUCCUUGGCAUCAUCAAGGAGUUAGCUAAUUUGGGCAUAGACUUUGAUGAUGAAGUAAAUGGUCUGAUUCUUCUCAACACCUUGCCGGAAUCAUGGGAGAGUUUUAGAUCAACAACAAUCAACUCAUCUUCUGGUGGUCAAGUCACACUGGAAAUUGCCAAAAACAGGAUCUUUGAAGAGGAAAAAAGGAUGCGGGCAUUGGGAGUCUUCUCGCAACCAGAUACUCAAGCUCUUGUCACGGAGAAUAGAGGCAGGAGUAAAACCAGAGAACCCAGAGGACGAGGAGGCAGAUCCAAAUCAAAGUCCAAAAGUGGAGUGAAAUGCUAUCAUUGUGGCCAACUAGGCCACAUGAAAAGGAAUUGCUACUUGUUGAAAGGAAAAGACAAGAAAAAGGUUGAAGAUAGCAAUACAACUGUUGUAGCAUCUACCAGUGGCGGUGACGUGACUCUACUAUGUGAUCGUGGGGAGUGCUGCCAUGUAGAAAGCUCAGAUGCUAAGUGGAUAAUUGAUUCUGCACUGGAUGAAGAAGGAUACGCACACUACUUCGGGAAUGGCAAUUGGAAACUCACUAAAGGAUCAUUGGUGGUGGCAAAAGGAAGAGCAUGUUGCUCAUUAUACAAGACACACAUGAAAAUGUGUGGAGGUCAACUGAACACAGUUGAAGAUGAGGCUUCUCCAAAUUUAUGGCAUAAAAGAUUAGCUCACAUGAGUGAGAAAGGAUUGCAAUUUGGGCUAAGCAGUCCCUUGUUCCCAUUGCCAAAGAAGAAUUUGAUUCGGAAGGAGAACAAGCUAGACUUGGACUACUCUGACGUUUGUGGUCCCUUGGAGAAUAAAAGCCAAGUUUUCAAGUAUUUCCAGCAUUACCAUGCUAUGGUGGAAAGGGAGACAGGGUUGAAGUUGAAAUGUCUCCGUACAGAUAAUGGAGGGGAGUACACCUCUAAAGAAUUCAGAGACUACUGUUCCAAGCAUGGCAUGAGGCAUGAGAAGACAGUUCCUGGCACACCACAACACAACGGUGUUGCAGAACGGAUGAACCGUACCAUUGUGGAGAAAGUUCGAUGCAUGCUAAGAAUGGCAACUCUACCUAAGCCAUUCUGGGGUGAAGCAGUCAACACAGUAGUUUAUUUGAUCAACUGGUCGCCUUCAAUUCCUUUGAAUUUUGAAAUCCCGGAAAAAGCUUGGACGGGAAAGGACGUUGGAUACUCUCACUUGAGAGUGUUCGGGUGCAAAGCAUUUAUGCACGUACCAAAGGAACAGAGAUCAAAGUUGGAUGAUAAAGCCAUUCCAUGCAUUUUUGUUGGAUAUGGUGAUGAGGAGUUUGGCUAUAGACUAUGGGACCCAGAAAAGAAGAAAACUGUCAGAAGUAGAGAUGUCGUGUUUCAUGAACAUGAGAAAAUUAAUGAUUUGAAGGAAGAAAAAGCUACAAGAAGCUCUGGAGAGGGUGUAGAAGAUCUAACACUGGCAAAAACUCCUUCAAGAAAAAUUACAAAUGAAGAAGAGGUGCAAGCACCAGAAGAUGAGACAUAGGAGCCAACAAUUGAAGAAGAUGAAGCAAAUGUAGAUGGGGGAAAUGAUGAGCAAGGGGAGCAACCCCUGCCACAAGAGGAAAAACCUCAGCUAAGAAGGUCCACCAGAGAGCACAAACCAUCUACAAGAUACUACAAUUCUGAUUAUAUCCUAAUCACUGAAGAAGGGGAGCCAGAGAACUUCCAGGAGGUGCAGUCUCACAAAGAUAAAGACUACUGGAUGAA
Rubroshorea leprosula is the source of this 2032-nucleotide messenger RNA. The record is from the annotation of a GenBank genome assembly. Lineage: Eukaryota; Viridiplantae; Streptophyta; Magnoliopsida; Malvales; Dipterocarpaceae.